AAUACGAGGAGAAAGAGAAAGACCUCGUAUAGAAGAAGCGUAAAGUAGAGGUAGCGGGAACUACACAUCGACCACGACCAUGGCAACAAGAGCAGGACUCGUCGCGACCGGGCGCGCAAGCAUCGUGGAGUUGGCGAGGAUCCGCUGGUAAGAAGUGUGAAAGAACCUCCUCCAUCGAGCAGCAGCCUCCGCUUUCGCUUUCCUUCUAGCUCGCGGGAGGACAACGAACCACGACCACCACCAAAAUGCCGACGGAUUUCUUCAGCUCGCGGGUGCAGUGCCAGGGCUUCUUGGCGGAGGAGCACUGGACUGGCAGCGAGAAACGAGCGGUGGAUGACUUUGUCAAGAACGAGGAUGUAUCAAAUGUAAAAGUGUCUGGGUCUGAAACAAAGCAACUUGUGAUGCUGCGUCUGCAUAAUUAUCCAAAAAUCUACUGUAUUGCAUGAACAGCAAAAGAGGUCUGGUUUUGGCCACGGCGAGAGGACAUUUCUCAUGCGGUAUAGGCAUCAGAAAGUCCUCACAAGAUCUGUGAUGCUAGGGCAUGCAUCGCAGACAUCAGGAGUCACGCAAAAUAAACCUUGCAUUCUUCCAGACCCAGACAUAUUUGCAUUUGAUAGGAUGCGAAGUCUCUAUUCGUGUGGUUCAAGACCCCGGAGGAGGGGGAGGAGGACAGCGCCAAGAAGCUGCAGCUCCACGUGGUCUCCGCCAAGAAGACCGCGGAGAGCGCGCCGCUGGAGACCCUGCCGCCGGACAUUGCGCAGGGGCAGGUGACGGACUUUUCCUACUUUCUGAAGCGGGCCGGCGCGGCGUCAUCUUCCGCGGAGGCGUUGCAGAACGCGACCACGCUGGAGGAAAAGAUCCACGCGGGCCACGUGCGCGGGGACCUGGUGGAGGGUCUGCUGCGCAACAUGAACAGCAUGUUCGUGCCCAUGACCCGGCUCAACUUUCACUGGCCGGAGAACGUGCAGAAGGACUUUGUCACGCAGAUGCAGAAAUUCAUGGCCAGCAUCACCGAGGUGGCGCACCAGGCCCGCGGGGCGACCGUCCUCUACAUACCACCCGACGACCUGUCGGACGUGGAAACCGUGGCGAAGGACUAUUAAGAGGAAAAAUCCCCCCACCCCAUAUCGAAAAGGUAUAUUUCCGAAACUUUGUGUUGCUGAAUUGAGACCACAAAUCACGUCUGUCUUGCAAAAGGACAAGUGCAGAGGCUUCCCCGCCAUUACGGAAGCGAUUGGGCAUGCAGUUGGGCCUAGGGGACAGCCGUUUGUAAUGCUAAACAACUAGACCCAAACGGCCCUACUUAGGCUGAGGAUCUGGCUGCGAUGCCGUAAUGCAAGACAGCGCGCAUUUGUGUACGGAAAUCCACCAUCAGAAACUUCGUCUCGAUAUGGGGAGGGGGGAUUUUUCCCUCUGAUAAGGACAAGACCAUCGUGCCGCGGUUGGAAGCCUCCCUCAUCCACUGGACCCGGCAAAUUAAGGAGGUCACCUAGGAAACUGAAAAGUGCUCUAGCUGCCCACCAGACGUGCUGGGAGAUAUUUGUUUCGAUGCAAAGUAGUUUGAGUUUCGGUUUCCAUAAAGGUUGUAAUGGUAUGUUGUAAUGCGUGCGCACAGCAGAUUCAUUCCUCUUUCUUGGGCAAAGUACUCCUUACACGAGCAGCGCUGCUAUUGCUGUGCCUUUUUGCAACGCAUGUCUUUGCAGCGAUUCGGCAUUGAAAACUUGUGAUGCGUAUAUAUGCAAGGUGGGACGGGUGGAUGUCCCCAUGGGGAAGUUUUGCAAUGAAGUCCUCUGGGGAUGAUAGGGGCGCGUUUCAGUAGGAUAUGACCAGCAGCCAGCAGGAAAGUUCUUCCGGCGGCGGCAGUGGGAAUUCGCAGGAGUCGGAGGCCGCGGGCCCGCUCGACGAGAUAGACUUCUGGCGGGCACGGGAUCUGGACUUGUCAAGGUAGAAGAGAAGAAUGCUCUUUUUUUCCGUUCGACGCAGAAAAUGAAAUUCAUUCAGUGCUCUAAGUAGUUCUUCCUCUAGAAGAAGUGCUGUUGGAUGUUGCUGACUCGAGUCUACCAAAAACUUGACGCUAGUAGUUGUAAAUAUCUUGCCUUAUCACAAAAAAUAGGCUCGACCAGCAGCUCCAGUCACGGGAGCUGCAGAAGGUGCUGGAGGUGCUGGAAACCGCUAAGUCCUCCUAUCUCCCCCAAUUUCGCGCGUUGGAAAAGGACAUCCAGGACGGGAGUAAGGAGGCACAGGACAAUUUGCAGUUUUUGAACCUGUUGAAGGAACCCGCGACCAACCUGACGCAGCUGACCCCCGUGGAGAUCCCCAAGCUCCUGCCCGAAUUGUUGAACAUCGUGCGGCUGAUCGCGAACCUGUCCUCGAGCUACAACACCCCGGACCGCAUCUCCAACCUCCUCCGCACGAUCUCCAACGAGAUCAUCCGGCGGUGCCAGAAUUCGAUCGAUGUGGACAAGAUUCUGAAGCCCGGCUCCACGUCCGCCACGGGGGACGAGAAAUCGCGGCUGGAGGACGUGAAGUCCAGUAUGAACCUGCUGGAGCAGUCCAUCGCGUGCGGGCGAGCGUGGAAGGAGUCCUACCACUUGACCGUGCAGUGCAUCAAGAAGCACACGGCGGAUCCCGCCCUGCACUGGAACUUCUCGGAGUAUCCUGAGUAAAAACGUACCCACACCAGAGUCAAGAUGGGGAAUCGGCUAGACAAAUCAACCAGCUUUGGCUGUUUCGCAUGACAAGUUUGUCCUUGUAAUGUAAUCCUGUUUAGGUAGUUAAGCAGCAUCACAGGCCUAGCAUAUCAUGCUGAUUAUAGCAUCACAAAUCCCAAAACACGAUUAGAAAAUGCCUUUCAUGGGGCUCAGCAUGAGAAACUCUUUUGGCAUGCAGAUUUGCAUUACAACUCUGGUGUGGGUACGUUUUUACUCAGGAUACGGAGGGCACCAUCUUCGCGCAGAUUGACGCCUACGUGCAGCGGUGCUGCGUAUUACAAUGAAAAAUGCCCCCACCCCCGAACUUGGAAGCAUUUGUAUUGCAAACCUUUCCAAAUGAAACACUCGCCCUCUUGCAUCUAUCAGCGUCACAGGUUUCCAAUCGUGAAUAGCGAAGAUUUGUAUUGCAAAAGACCCCAGGAAGAGCGGCGCUUGUCAUGCAAGCGAUGCUAUAUACGCCUAGACUCUGCAUCAGAAAGAUUCACACUCCUUUCAUGCAUGACAAAAAGUUUUCAUUUGGAAACUUCGCAUCACAAAUUUUUGCAAUUUCAGGGGUGGGGGGCACUUUUCACUGUAAUACUGCGACCUGCUGGAGAUCGCCGAGGAACAGCUGCAGUUCGCCGGGUUCAGCCAGCGGGGCCACAUAUGCAUUGCAAAUAUGUCUAGGUCCUCUGGAAGUAGAAUGCAGGAGUUCGUCAUGGAGAUUUUGCAUGACCCAGAGGGUCUGUGAUGCAUGCCCUAGCACCAGAGAUUCUGCGAGGGCUUUCUGAUGCUCAUACCGCAUGAGGAAUGCCCUCUCCGCAUAGCAAAAAUUGGACCUCUUUUGCUGUUCAUGCAAUACAGAUUCAUUGCACAAGCCAAAUCCAGCAUCACAAGCUGCAUCCUUCCACACCCAGACAUAUUUGCAGUUGAUACCACAACCAGGAGAUCGAUUCCGACCAGAUGACCAACGACGAGAUCCAGGCUUUGGUGAACCCCGAGUUGCCCAAGUUCGGCGGCGCCAAGGCCGGCGAGAUCAUCCGCAGCUUGUUCGAGAUUGAGUCGGCCUUUUUGAAGCAAGUGAAGAAGCUCGCGGACGUGGACUACAACAUUGUGGACGUGAAGGCGACGAAGUGGCACGACGACUUCACCGCGUUCAAGAACCAGAUGAAGGAUCUGGAGGUGAUGUACACCAACGUGAUCAACUCCGCCUUCGAGUCCGUGUCCACGGUGAGCAACUGCGUUUUCACCUUUGAUUCCUUCUACCUUCUGUGCAAACGCGAGCGGAUCAAGGCGUUUUUGGAGAAGAAGGCCGCGGAGGUGGGGGACUACUUGGUGCGGGAGAUCUCCAACGUGAAGCGCGAAUUCGAGCGGUUCCGAAAAAAUUCCGCCCCCAUUCUGCUCGCGCACCCCCCCUACAGCGGCGUGGCCAUGUGGGCGCGGGGGCUCAUGCUGCGGAUCCAGACCCAGUACGAGGAACUGAACUACUUGUGCUAUUUGCCAAGCACGAACCCGGUGAAAACGGAAACCGUGAAAACGGAGUACAGCAACAUGUACACGAUGCUGGAGUCCUUCUGCGUGUCCACGUUCCAGGAGUGGGUGGCGCAGCAGCUGGGCCAGAACAGCGAGGAGGAGCUGGAGGAGAAGCUGAAAACGCACCUGCUCUGCCGCGUGCCGCUGCCGCCGGGGCAGGGCGGGUUCGGGUCCCUGCUAGAGUCGAACUUCGACAAGAACCUGCUGAAGAUCUUCCAGGAAACCUACUACUGGGAGAAGAUCCAGGGGUCGGGCAUCGUGGUCCCCUUCCACGCGCACGACAUCACGACGAACCACCGCGAUCCGCUUCGCAUCACGCGCGAGCACGUGAUGCGGGUGGUGCGCGAGUACAACAGUAUUCUGCUAGCGCUCGCCCCGGAGGAGCGCCGGCUGUUCGCCUACCACAUCAAGAACCUCGACCGGAAGGUGGGGCCGGGCAUUCAGAAGUACACGUGGGUCUCGCACGGCGUCAAGGAAUUCUUCGUGCGCGACGCGCUGAAGGAGUGUCACAAGGCGAACGACUACGUGGGGCACUACAAGGAAAACAUCUCCAAAAUCCGGUACUGUGCCAAGACCAAGUUCGCGUCCGCGAUUUUGAUCCUCAUCGAGCGCAAACACAUCCACACCGACGCCGAGUUCCGCCUGAUUCAGGAGCAGCACCGGGAAAAGAUCCGGGUGCAGUUCCGGGAGGCGCACGCCCAGAUCUGCGACAUCAUGCUCGCCACCUACGUCUUCUUCGAAAACCAACCGCCAGAAAUUCAGCAGCAGUGGCGAAAUUUAUCGAAGCUGAAUUUGUUUUUUAUCUGCAGCUUGGGAGUUGUGCAUGAAGUUGUUCUUGUUUGUAAUGUCAUUUUUGAAGUGGCACGGCGCAAGCGUCAAAACUUGGUGCCUUUCUCUAUCGAAUGCGGUGUCUUGGUGCAAUGCCGAGUGCAAAAUGCACCUGUAGUUUCUUUGGUUGCCCGGUAAGAAGUAUGCAUGACAGCUUUGUGCUCUUCGUCUUCCCGCAAGAAAAUUUCGUUCCGAUAAAGCUUCGUGGACAAGAUUGACCGUUUGCUCGAGGACGCACUGAAGAAGACGACGAAAGCCUCGUUGCAGGAUUUGUCAAGGUACUCAAACUAAUACUUCAAUUUUACAUUUGUUGUUGUUUGUGUAGUCGCAUUAACACAAGAAGUACUAGACCCUUCACAAGCUGAACAAAUCUUCACGAAAAAAAUAAGAAUUAUGUUGAAAUCGUCCGUUCAGGACCCUGAACGGCGACUCGAAGCAGGAGCCGUCGCCGUUGUUCCGCGUGCACGCGGUGCUGGAUUCGUGGAAGAUGGAUUUUUCCCCGAGCAUGAACCAGCUGAAGGAGCUAUCCUGUGUAAAAACGUCCCCACCCCAGAGUUGUCAUGCAGAUUUGCAAUGACAGGAGCGCUUGUAAUGCGCUUCCCCAUGACAGGCAUUUCCAAUCGUGUUUUGGCAUUUGUAAUGCUGCAAACAGGAUGAGCAGAUGGAUUUGUGAUGCGGAUGUCCUUGCUAACAUGCACUACACUGCGGACUGCAACUUGUCCUGCGUGGCUCCCAAAACUUCUGGAUUUGUGUUGCUAAGUUUUCAACUUACUUGACUAUGGGGUGGGGAAGGUUUUACAUAUGAUAGGAGCUGCUGCAAACGGUGUGCCAAGACACCACCAUGAUGCUGCAGGAAGUGCCCCGGCUCUGGGACCACCUGAACGCGGAGAAGGCGAAGCGCGACACGAAGAAGAAGGCCGAGCUGGAGGAGGCGGGCGACCUGGCGGGCGCGAACGCGAUCGUGAUCAACUACGUGCCGCCGCCGCCCGGGACGAAGCGCGCCACGUUUUUCGAGGCGAUUUCGAAGGACGACGAGUGCUGCAUCCGGUACGUGAAGGAAGUGCUGAAGGGCUUCAACGCCUGCAGCGUGAAGCUCGGCGAGCGGCUGAAUUGGUGGAGCUCCAACUACCAGCCAAUCGUGUCCCAGGACAAAGACGCCUUCAUCCGCCGGUACGCGCGGACCGAGCGGCCCCUGUCCGUCGCGGGGGCGGACAUCCAGCGGUACAAGGAGAUCCAGAUGGACAUUUUGCAGGAGGACAGCAAGACCGUGAUCGGGUUUAUCGAAACCGAUUUCACGCAGCUGAAGGCCGCGCUCACGGAGCACUGCGUGGACUGGCAGAAGAAGUUGACCGGGCUGCUGAACGAAAACGCGCUCCGGGACAUGGACGCACUGUACAAGUACUUCGAUAUGAGAGUGAACAACUCCCCGUCCCUCUCAUUUGUCAUGCAAAAUCCCAAAUACAAGUGCUGCCUUGUGGCACUGUUCGCAUGACAGACUCCGGAAGGAGCCCAAGCAGUACUACACUGGGCGCAUGAAGAACUUGUGAUGCACAGGCUCCGCGUGUGCUGGUGUUUGUCUUGCUGUAGUUCAUGCCAUACAAACGAGGGGGAGGGAGAGUUGUGCACUCUCAUAGUCGAGGACACGUGUUUGAUCCUCCUCCACGUGCCGGAGAACCUGAACGAGCUGCGCGACGGCGUCGCGCUGCUGACCGCCUCGCAGGGCAUCCUGGAGCAGACGGAGGCGCGGAUCGCGCCCGUGGAGGCGAUGUACGCAAAACUGGCAGAAUUCGACGUCACCGUCACCGAGGAGGAGACGGCGCGGAAAAACAACCUCCGCGUGGCGUUCGAGGAAUUCAACGACAAGCUCGGGCAAUCGGAGACCAUCAUGGCAAAGGCGAAGAAGCAGAUGAAGGCGGCCUUCGAGGGCGAGUCCGCGUCGUUCAAGCAGUCGGUGAAAGAUUUGAAGAAGACCUUGCAGCAGCAGUGCCCCUACGCGGUCGAGACGAAGGACGGGCUGUUGUCCAACGAGGGGGCUUUCGCGAUUAUCCAGGACUUCAAGGACCAGGUCGCGGCGAAGCGGGCGACCGAGCUGGACCACGGCCCGAAAUUAGACCUGUUUGGGAUUGAAAAGGCGGAGUACCCGGAAUUGGAGGCGUGUGAGCGCGAUUUGGAGCUCCUCACCACGAUCUGGACGCUGAAGCAGAACUGGGACGUGGAUUUCUUCGAGAAGAACCAGUCCACGAAGUUCGCGGAAAUCGACGUGGAAAAUCUCGACGAGAUUGCGGGGCAAACGCAGAAGAAGGUGAUGCGGCUGAAGAAGGAUUUGCAGUUCUGGUCGGUGUGGCAGUUUUUGAAGGCGGGGAUCGACACCUUUCGGUCCAUGAUGCCGCUGAUCGAAAAUCUGCGGCACGAUUCCAUGCGACUGCGCCACUGGGAGGAGAUCAUGAAGGAAAUCGGGCAGUUCUUUGACCCUUUCGGGCCGGACUUCACCCUCUCCGUGGUGUUCGAACUGAACCUGCUCGCGCACCAGGACUUGGUGUCCCGGCUGGCGGAUGAGGCGCGGAAGGAGGCGAAAAUCGAGAUCGGCGUGAAGGACAUCGAGAACACGUGGCGGACGAUGGAGCUGGUGAUCGGCGAGCACAAGCAGGUCUACUACAAGUUGAAGCCGACCGAGGAGAUGAACACCGCACUGGAGGAGCACAUUCUCGCUUUGUCCGCCUUCAAGUCGUCGCCCUUCCACAUCCCCUUCGCCGAGGCCAUCGACUACUGGGAGCGCACGCUCGCCACGAUCUCCGAGGUGUGCGAGUCGAUCGGGAUCGUGCAGAAGUCGUGGAUGUAUCUGGAGAACAUUUUUGUGGGCAGUGAGGACAUCCGGCCGCAUUUACCGCAGGAGUCCAUCAUGUUCGAUCAGGUGAGUGACAAUUUCACGACCAUUCUCGGGAAUAUGUACAACGACCCCGUGGCGAACCGCUGUUGCCUGGUUCCCGGUUUGUACGAUAUUUUGGAAAAAGACGCGGCGACGCUGGAGAAAAUCCAGAAGUCGCUGGACGAUUAUUUGGAGAAGAAGCGACAGCUGUUCCCCCGGUUCUACUUUCUGUCCAACGACGAUUUGUUGGAAAUCCUCGGCCAGGCCAAGGACCCGGAGGCGGUGCAAAAGCACUUGAAGAAGUGCUUCGAGGGCAUCAAAUCGCUGGACCUGGUCGCCCCCUCCGCAAAGGAUCUGAAGUCCUCCGGCGGGACCAAGGCGUGGGAGGCCCAGGGCAUGAACUCGCCGGACGGGGAAAAGGUGAAAUUCAUCAAGUCGGUGCAACUCGAGCCGCCGGUGGAGGGGUGGCUGAUUGUCGUGGAGCGCCGGAUGAAGGAGUCCUUAAGGAAAAUCUUGAAUACCACCCAUCUCGCGAACAUCACCAAGAAUUCGAUGAAGAAGGAAAAGUGGGUGAAGGAGUUCCCCGGGCAGCUGCUGAUCACUUCCGGGCAGAUCGCGUGGUCCACGGACUGCGAGGCGGCGUUGGCGGCCGUGGAACGGGGGAAGAAAAACGCCAUGAAGCUCUUGAAGAAGGCACAGACCAAGUACAUCGGGAAAUUAACGGAGAUGAUCCGGAAACCCUUGUCCCGCGUGGAGCGCGGAAAGCUCGUCGCGCUCAUCACCAUCGAGGUGCACGCGCGCGACGUGCAGGCGAAGUUGGUGGAGACGAAAACUGACAACCCGCAGGCCUUCAUGUGGCUGCAGCAGUUGCGGUUCGAUUUGCGCGAUUUGCCGGACGAGGCGCCGGGCAACGCGCAGUGCUACGUCCUGCAGACGAACACGGUGAGUCCCUACGGCUACGAGUACCAGGGGAACAACGGGCGGUUGGUGGUCACGCCCAUGACGGAUCGUUGCUACAUGACCCUGACCACCGCCAUGCACUUGAAGCGCGGGGGCGCGCCCCAGGGGCCGGCCGGGACGGGUAAGACCGAGUCGACCAAGGAUUUGGGCAAGGGCAUGGCGAAGUACGUGAUCGUCUUCAACUGCUCCGACGGGCUGGAUUACAAGUCCCUCGGCCGCAUGUUUUCCGGUCUCGCGCAGUCGGGGGCGUGGGGGUGCUUCGAUGAGUUCAACCGAAUCGACGUGGAGGUGCUCUCCGUGGUCGCCGUGCAGAUUUUGACGCUGCAGGCCGCGUUGAAGGCGGAGGUGUCCACCUUCCUCUUCGAGGAGCGGUGGAUCAAACUCGACCGCGGGUGCGCGGUGUUCAUCACCAUGAACCCGGGGUACGCGGGGCGGUCGGAAUUGCCGGACAACUUGAAAUCCCUGUUCCGCCCGGUGGCGAUGAUGCUCCCCGACUUCGCGAUGAUCAUCGAGAUCAUGCUGGUCGCGGAGGGGUACAAGGACUUCAAACCUUUGGCGAAAAAGAAGGUCUCGCUCUACGACAUGAUGAAGCAGCAGAUGUCGAAGCAGGACCACUACGAUUUCGGGUUGCGUAACAUCAAGUCCGUGCUGAACUGCGCCGGGGCGCUGAAGCGCACGGAGCCGGACGCGCCCGAGGGGCAGCUGUUGAUGCGGGCGAUCAACGACAUGAACGCGCCGAAGUGGGUGGCGCAGGAUCUGCCGCUCUACUGGGCACUGAUGUCCGACAUUUUCCCGGGCAUGGAGCUCCCCGAGCCGGACUACGGCGCGCUCGAGGAGUACAUCCGAAAAGUCCUCACCGCCAACGGCUACCAGGAGACGGACCACAGCAUCAAAAAGACCAUUUCCACCUACGAGACCAAGGUCACUCGGCACGGGAACAUGUUGGUGGGCAACACUUUAGGCGGGAAGACGGUCGCGUGGAAAACGUUGCAGGAAGCGAAGUGCAACCUGAAGGCAGACAAGCACGAAGGGUUCGAGCGCGUGCAGUCGUACAUUCUGAACCCGAAGUCCGUGACGAUGGACGAGUUGUACGGGGCCUACGACUUGUCGACCAUGGAGUGGAUGGACGGCGUUUUGUCCUCGCUGAUGCGCAUCAUGUGCCAGGACGAAAAGCCGGACGAGAAGUGGCUUUUGCUCGACGGCCCGGUCGACACGCUGUGGAUCGAGUCCAUGAACACGGUGUUGGAUGACAACAAGGUCUUAACUUUGAUCAACGGAGACCGUAUCUCCAUGCCGCCGACCGUGCGGCUCCUGUUUGAAGUGCAGGACUUGAAGGUCGCUUCCCCCGCGACGGUGUCCCGCGCGGGGAUGGUGUACUUCGACACGAGCGACAUGGGCUUCGACGCGCCCUACCAGUCCUGGAUCGCGCGGACCUACGUGGAAAAUGUGGAAAAGCGGGACUACAUGGCGGAGCUCGCAACGAAGUGGUUCCCCACGUUGCUGAACGCAAGGCGGAGCCCCGCGUUCGGACAGACCGUUCCGAUCACGGACAACAUGGCGGUGAAGAACUUCGCAAACAUCUUCACCUGCUUUGCGAGGAAAUUGGACAACUUGUUGAACUCGCUCCCCGAAGACAAAGGGGGUGCCCCCGGCGGAGUGGCGAAGGACGGUACGGAGCCGCCGAUGACCGGGAAACAGAAGGAGAUUUUCGAACGCAUGUUCGCGUUUUGCUGCGUGUGGUCUCUGGGGGCUUCCGCCACGGACCAGUCCAGGAAAAUGUUCGACGAGGCAAUGCGAACCGUUGAGUCCAGAAUUAUGCCGAGUAACCAAUCGGUGUACGAAUACUUCCUCAACUUCGACAAGCACGGGGAUCUCGACCUGUGGGAGUCGAAGCUGCCCCAGCCGUUCUACCGGCCGAAGGAGGGGGAGCCGUUUCACCGAAUCAUCGUGCCGACCGUGGACACGGUGCGGAACGGGGUGAUCUGCCGCGAACUGACGCUGAACAACUUCCAUUACAUUACCACCGGAAUGACGGGGACCGGGAAAACGGUGGCUCUGCAGGCGGUGAUCGCGAACGACCUGGACGAGGUGGAGUGGACGAGCCUGACCAUCAACAUGUCGGCGCAGACCACGGCCGCCGCGGUGCAGGAGAUCAUCGAGGGGAAGGUUGAGAAGAGAAUCAAGAACAAGUUUGGCCCCCCCGGAAACCGCAAGAUGCUGCUGUUCGUGGACGACUUGAACAUGCCGCGGAAGGACACGUUCGGCUCCCAACCGCCGCUGGAGCUCCUCCGGCAGUGGAUGGGGUACGGGCUGUGGUACGACCGCGCCAAGCAAACGCAGCGGAUCAUUCUGGACACGCAGCUCGGCGCGGCGAUGGGCCCGCCGGGCGGCGGGCGCGCGGUGAUCUCGGAACGGUUCCAGUCCUGCUGUCACUUGCUGAACUUCGCGAACCCGGCGGAGGCGCAGGUGUAUCAAAAUGAAAAAUGCCCACUCCCCAUAUCAAAAUGGAAGUCUGUGAUGCGCGAUUUGUGUACACAAAUCGGCUUUGUCUUGCAGUAGAGGACUGCAGGCAGAUACAAAGCCUGAGCAGUGGCAUUGUGGUGUAGGCGCCUCGCAAGGCAGGCGUCUCCUCUGUAGGCCCAACAGCAUUACAAAGUGCCAGCAAAACGCAGCGGAGUCUCUGGAUUUGCGUUCUUGCAAUACAGAGACGAUCUGUGGCCGCAAAUCAGCAGCGCAAAUUUUCAGAAGUGUUCCUUUUCAGGUAUGGGGAGGGGAGAUUUUUCCUCACAAUAAGGUGAAGCGAAUCUACAUGACGCUGGCGCAGCACAAGCUGCACGCAUUCAAGGACGACGUGAAGAACCUGGCGGAGGCGCUGGUCGGCGCGUCGAUCGACUUGUAUGGCAUUAUGGUGGACAAAAUGCUGCCCACGCCCGCGAAGUGCCACUACUUGUUCAACCUCCGCGACGUGUCAAAGAUUUUCCAGGGCAUCUACAUGGCGGAGCCGCACCUCGUGCAGGACAAGGACACCAUCGUGAAAAUGUGGUUCCACGAGGCGCAGCGAGCGUUCGGGGACCGGUUGAUCAACCUGCAGGAUCGCGAGCAGUUCGACCAAUUAGCCGACACCGUGAUGGAGGCGAAAUUGUCCGCCCGGGUGAGCGACCUGGAGCUCGCGCCCGACGGGAAAAAGCGGCAGAAACUCGUUUUCGCGCACUUGGAUCUGCAGAACACCGACUCGGAGGCGCCGGACUACAACCAGAUCACAGACCGAAACGCGCUGAAGGCGUUUUCCAACAUCAAGCUGGACGACUACAACGAGGUCAUGAAAAAGAAGCCCUUAAAUCUCGUCAUGUUCCAAGACGCGAUCGAGCACAUGUGCAAAAUUCUCCGGGUUUUGAAACUCCCCCGCGGGAACGCAUUAUUAGUCGGUGUCGGCGGGUCCGGGCGGCACUGCCAGACAAGGCUGGCGUGCUUCGUCGCGGAUUACGAGUGCUUUAACAUCGAAAUCGACAAGUCCUACCGGCAUGCGUCCUUUCGGGAGGACAUCAAAAAGGUGUACGACAAGGCGGGCGUCAAGCAGGCGCCGACUUGCUUUUUGUACAGUGACACCGAGAUUAUUACGGAGUCUUUCUUGGAGGACGUGUCAAACGUUCUGUCGUCCGGUGAGGUGCCGAACCUGUACGCGGCGGACGAGCUGAGCGGCGUACUAAACUCCUGCGAAAAAGCGGCAAAGGAGGCUUUGGGGUAGUAAUGUGGUUGUGGCAAAAAUCGUAUGGGUCGUGAAUGUGAGCCGAUGUUAUCUUACGCAUACGCAGGUAGCUGCUCUGAGCAUGACGUUGUUGAAGCUUGAUUUAGAUGUUGAUCUUGGGCAUAAUUCAAAGAAACAUACACAACUUCUAAAAACAGCAUGCGCAACGUCUCGCCGGAGCAGCUUUAUGGGUUCUUCGUUUCGUGUGUCCGCGAGAACCUGCACGUGGUCUUCUGCAUGUCCCCAAUCGGGUCCAGUUUCCGGAACUACUGCCGAAUGUACCCGUCUCUGGUCUCCUGCACGACCAUCAACUGGUUCCUGACGUGGCCGCCAGACGCGUUGACCGAGGUCGCCUUGAAGUUCUUGCAGGAGGGCGAGGACCCGAUCAAGCCGGAGGUCGCAAACCCCCUCGCGGUCGUGUUCGGGCUGUCGCACACCGCGGUGAUUCAGGCGAGUGACAAGAUGUUGCUGGAGCUGAAGCGAAACAAUUACGUGACGCCAACCAACUACCUGGCGCUGGUCCAGGGCUACUGCAAAACGCUGAAAGAGAAGCAGGCCGCGGUCGGGGGGAACGCGGACAAGUUAAGGAACGGGUUGCACAAGUUGUCCGAGGCACGGGUGCAGGUCGAGGAGCUAGCCGUGGAGCUGGAGGUGAAGUCGGACAUCGUGGCGAAAAAGCAAAAGGAGUGCCAGGAUCUGCUCAUCGUCAUCACGGAGAAGCGAAUGGCGGCCGAUGAGCAGCAGAAACAGGUUCAUUACAUACAGAUAAUUUUUUUCACUAUUUGUAUUUGAUCAUGUGGCCUUCUAUAUAACAGAACAUUAGCAAAGGGAAAGGCUUGUGCUGCUGAAAUAAAUGCCUGUUUCGACACAUCUUGGUCACAAACACAAACCCUGAUGUUUCCAUAAUAGACAAAUACCUACGUACUGGAUAAAUGAAACUCGGUCAGGUCGAAUCGGAUUCUGCCCGUAUCGAGAAGGAGGCCGCAGAAACCAAGGUGCUGGCCGAUGACGCCCAACGGGAUUUGGCGAAGGCGAUGCCGGCCAUGGAGGCGGCGCUCGACGCCCUGGCCAAGUUGGACAAGAAGUCCAUUUCCGAAGUGAAGGCCUACGCCAAGCUAUCAAAAGGAAAAAUCCCCCCUGCCCAUAUCGAAAUGGAACUUUGUGAUGCUGUAUUUGAGUACACAAAUCAAUUUGCAUUGCUAGAAGGCCAAGAGACGCAGCUGCGGCCUCAAUUGCAAGCAAUUUGCGAUCCUGUUUCCCAAUUCCAGUUGCCUCCUGUCAUGCUGGAGAUGCAAAGCUUUCCCACGCUAGCCAGCACUACAGUCCGCAUCUUUUGCCUUCUAGCAUCGCAAAGCUGACUUGUGACCACAAGUCUGCGUCACAGAUUUCCGCUUUGAUAUGGGGACGAGGGGGCAUUUUUCAUUGUGAUACAAGCCGCCGGAGAUGGUGAUGAAAACCAUGAACGCGGUGAUGACCAUCAUGGAUAAGCCGGCCAACUGGAACCAGGCGAAGACGGAACUGAACGACACGAGGUUUUUGGAGAAACUAAAGGAAUUCGACAAGGACCACAUCCCGAACACAGUGCUGAAAAAGCUCGACAAGUUCAUCAAGGACCCAACGUUCACCCCCCCACAGGUUUCCAAAGUCUCCCUCGCAGCCGGCGCGUUGUGUCAGUGGGUGCACGCCAUGAACAUCUACGCCGCGGUCGCCCGCGAGGUCGAACCCAAGCGGCUGAAGCUGAAGCUGGCGCAGACGGCGCUGGAGAAGAAGCUGGAGUUUUUGGAAAACGCGCGGGAACAACUGGCCGAGGUGCAGCGGAACGUGCAGGAACUGAAGGACUUGUACGAGAAUUCCACCCGGGAAAAAGAGGAAAUCACGCAGACGGCGGAGGAUUUGAAGAUCAAGGCGGAACGCGCCGACAAGCUCGUGAACGGGCUCGCGGGGGAGAAAAUCCGGUGGGAGGAAUCUUUGAAGAAGCUCGAUGUCGACAUCGGCAACCUGUUCGGCGACGUCGCCAUCGCCGCCGCGUUUCUGUCCUACGCCGGACCGUUCGGCGCGAAGUACCGACAGGUUUUGGUGGAGGAGAAGUGGGUCGCGCCGGUGUUGGAGUACGAAAUUCCAGUGACCGACGGCUUCAACUUCGUCGAUUUCCUCGCGGACCCGGCGGCGGUCCGCACGUGGAACGUGCAGGGCCUGCCCACCGACGCGUUUUCGACCGAAAACGGAAUCUUGGUGACGCGAGGCUCGCGGUGGGCGCUGAUGAUCGACCCGCAGAACCAGGGCAACAAGUGGAUCCGAAAGAUGGAGGGGCCACAAGGGCUACACGUGUUCGACCCCAACACCACCGGGUUCAUGCGCACGCUUGAGCGGGCGAUCGAGUUCGGCACGCCGUGCAUGAUGGAGAACGUGAAGGAGGAGCUGGACCCGUCGCUCGAGCCGGUGUUGGCCAAGAACAUUAUUUCGUCCGGCGGGUCGCUGUCGAUCAAGAUCGGCGAGAACACGCUGGAUUACAACAUCAACUUCAAGUUUUACCUGACGACUAAAUUGUCCAACCCGCACUACACGCCCGAGGUGUCCACGAAAACCACGAUCGUGAACUUCAUCGUGGUGGAGGAGGGCCUGACGGACCAGAUGUUGGGGAUAGUCGUGUUGAAGGAGGAGGCGCGCUUGGAACGGGAGAGGAACGAACUCGUCGUGAAAGUGGCAAACGGGAAAAACCGGCUGGUCGAGUUGGAGAACGAAAUUCUGAGGCUUUUGUCCGAGGCGAAGGGGUCGCUGUUGGACGAUCUCAACUUGAUCAACACGCUGCAAGAGUCGAAGACGAUCUCGGAGGCGGUCACGGAACAGGUGCGCGUCGCGGUCACGACGAUGGUAAAAAUCGACGCGGCGCGCGAAAACUACCGACCGUGCGGGUUGCGAGCCGCGAUUUUGUACUUCGUGUUGAACGAUUUGGUCACCGUGGAUCCGAUGUACCAAUUUUCGCUAGAGGCCUACGAGAAGCUGUUUAUCAUGUCCAUCGAAAAGUCCGCGGACAAGGGCGGCGGCGCGAGCAAUGUGGAGGACCGAGUGGAAAUCCUGAAUGCCUACCACAGUCUGGCUUUGUACAAGUACGCGUGCCGGGGGCUGUUUGAGCGACACAAGUUGAUGCUCUCGAUCCACAUCGCGAACAAAAUUCUCCGCUCGAUGGACGACUGGAAUGACGAGGAGUACACGUUUUUCCUGCGUGGCGGUCAGGUGCUCGACCGGUCCAUCCAGGCCUCGAACCCGGCGCCGGAGUGGAUCACCCAGCAGAUGUGGGACAACAUCACGGAGCUAGACGCGAACGUGGAGGCCUUUCGCGGGUUUCAGCGAUCGCUGGAGCAGACCCUGCGGGACUGGAAGAAGUGGUUUGCGUUGGGGGAGCCGGAGAAAGAGCCUCUGCCCGGGGAGUGGGACGCGAAGUUAGGGCCGCUGCAGAAAAUGGUGGUGGUCAGGUAUUAAGUGGUUUUCAGUUUGUCGUGUUAGUGUUAUUUGGAUUCUUUUUCUGUCGUGCCAUUAAGUACUCUUCCAGGCCACCGCCCAUUCUUUUGUCAGCAACCGCGAAAAUCGAGGUCAGAACAAAAAGAAAAACGACCAAACGACCCCAAUUCCUCCUCAGGUGUCUCCGUCUCGACCGCGCUCUCCCGGCGAUCUCAGUGUUCGUGUCUUCCAAGCUGGAUGCGAAGUUCGUCGAGCCCCCGCCCUUCGACCUGGGCGCGGUCUUCGACGAGUCACAAGCGGACGUGCCCCUGCUGUUCAUCCUGACCCCGGGCGUGGAUCCCACCCCGAUGCUCGCCGCCCUCGCUGCGCAGCGGAAUCUGCAGUGGUCCACGAUUUCGCUCGGACAGGGCCAGGCACCGAAAGCGACGAAACUGACAGUAGACGCGGCGAAGAACGGCAGCUGGGCGCUGUUGGCGAACUGCCACUUGUCCGCCUCCUGGCUGCCAGAACUGGAGAAGUUGUUCGAGAAGAUCGCGAACGAGAAACCGCACCCGGACUUCCGACUCUGGCUCUCCUCCAGUCCGACUCGAGUCUUCCCCAUCGCGUUACUGCAGAAGUGCAUCAAGAUGGUCACGGAGCCGCCAAAGGGACUGAAGGCGAACUGCAACCGGUUGGUGGCAAACAUGGACCCGGCGUUGUACAACAGGGUGAAAGAAACGUUCAAAUACAGGAGAUUGUUCUUCUCGCUCGUCUGGUUCCACGCAAUCUUACUCGAGAGAAAAAAGUUCCGCUCGCUCGGAUGGAACAACCCCUACGACUUCAACGAUAGCGAUUUCGACAUCUGCGAGAAUAUUCUCGGCAUGUAUCUUGACGAGUACCCACACGAAGUCCAGUGGGAGGCGAUCAAAUACCUUAUCGCGGAGGCCAACUACGGCGGUCGGGUGACGCAGGCGCCAGAUAACCGGGUGCUCCGCGCGUACGUGAACGACUUUUUCUGUCCGGCGGCGAUUCAGAACAACAAGUUCUACUUCUCGCCGUUGCCAACGUAUUACAUCCCGGAGGACAACACUUUGCAAGCCUACGCGACCUUGAUAAAGGAAUGGCCCCUGGCGGAACAGCCGGAAGCCUUCGGACAGCACGUCAACGCGGAGAUCAGUUCGGCGCUGGCCGAGUCACAGGACACGCUGCUGAUCCUGACCGGGAUGCAGGGCGGCGGCGGAGGCGGCGGGAAGGGGAAGUCGAUGGACGAGCUAGUGUUUGACCAGACGAGAAUGCUGCUCGAUACCCUACCGGACAACAUUGACUGGGACGAGGUGGCGAAGUUCAACGAGCGGGACAACUCGCCGUAUAAGGUGGUGCUUCUACAGGAGAUAGAACGCUACAACUUGCUUCUCGUCAAGGUGCGGGCGAACUUGAAGGAGCUGCAGAAGGGGAUCCAGGGGCUAGUGGUCAUUUCGGAGGAACAGGAACUGGUGUUCAACGCCUUAUUCGAGGGUAGAAUACCGGACAGCUGGAUGUUUGCCUACCCCAGUAUGAAGCCGCUCUCCAGCUGGAUGCCGGAUCUGGUUCUCAGGAUCCAGUGCUUCGUCAAGUGGGGCUUGGAAGAGAUGCCAAUCGUCUUUUGGCUCGCCAGCUUCACCUACCCAACCGGUAUUGUUAGGAUUCAUGUGUGCUUGAUUUACCAUACUUCUUUUGCUUUUGUGGGACAGUCGUGCAUAAAGACGCAGUUACUGUUUGACUUCAUUAUUUUUUGGGGCUGAGGCUGAGCAGACGCAUCUUGAAAAUAAACUCCAGGUUUUCUGACCGCGUGUCUCCAGUUUUCCGCGCGGAAGAACACCAUUGCGGUUGAUCAACUUGCGUUUGACUUUUUGGUCCAACCGACACCCGACGAAGCGCAAAUCACGGCUGCGCCCAAGGAGGGCGCGUACGUGCGGGGGUUGAUCAUCGAGGGUGGCCGCUGGGACUAUGAAACGAUGGCGCUUGCCGACGCAGAGCCGAUGAUGCUCUACUCUUUAAUGCCAAUUAUCAUGUUCAAGCCCAUCGUGAAGAAGAAGGCGGCCGGGAACGACAUGUACCAGUGCCCGCUCUACGCGUACCCGAACCGCGUCGGGUCCCCCACGCGUGCGUCCUUCCAGAUCUACGUCGAGUUGAAAUCUGGCGCGUAUGACCCAGGCUUCUGGAUCAAGCGCGGGACGGCCAUGUUGCUAGCGACGGCAUAAUGGAAGAUCCGUGCCCGUGGUGUGGUAGGCGUAGGUAGUGUUCUUGUCCUCGGAAUAAACUCAUUUUAAACCGAUUUCUGAAUAGUCGUUUACUUGAUGCUGAAAAUACAGAUGAAGAUUUGAUGCAAAAACAUUCGAAAUAUUACUUGCUUAACAUCCAUUAACAACAGGGCACCAGUAGUGAAGGCCCAAAGAUUACAAUAAGGUUGCUUGCUUUGAACUUUAUGCAGAAUUUCUCGUCUCGAUUUGAGAACUAGAUAGACGCAUUUCUUUCGCAAUGAUUUACUCUGAGACACAAUCUAGAACCCUCUUAUCUUUUAUCUUCGAAACGAAAGGUUGGUAGCUGCGGCACUGUUGUUCCAGCGCCAAUGUGGUAGAUGAUUUGCUAUUGCUAGAACACCGAAAAUGCACGCCGAAAUUAAAUCAAAAAUUAUCUUCGGAAGAUUUGGUUUGAUUCGUUACGAACAGAAAUGAUACGAAUGAAUUUUUGUUGCUUGUUUCUGACCUUGACUAAUAUGAAUAGUUCGCACAUCAUGAUCUCAGGCGCAUUUUGCGGCUAUGUGCGAAGAUAUUCAGACUUUGAGCUUCAUUCUGUGAUUUCCAUAGCUUAGUUUGUGAAAAAUAUUAAAGGCCGACAGCAAUCGAUGUUGUCC
Amoebophrya sp. A120 is the source of this 18953-nucleotide messenger RNA. The record is from the annotation of a GenBank genome assembly. Lineage: Eukaryota; Dinophyceae; Syndiniales; Amoebophryaceae.